AUGGAGCGCGGCGCGGCGGCGCUGAUCCGCGAGGGCUGGUUCCGCGAGACGUGCCGGUUGUGGCCCGGCCAGGCCAUGUCGCUGCAGGUGGAGGAGCUCCUGCACCACCAGCGCUCCCGCUACCAGGAGAUCCUCGUCUUCCGCAGCACCACGUACGGAAACGUCCUGGUCCUGGACGGGGUGAUCCAGUGCACGGAGCGGGACGAGUUCUCCUACCAGGAAAUGAUCGCCAACCUGCCCCUCUGCAGCCACCCCGACCCCCGCAAGGUGCUGAUCAUCGGCGGCGGCGACGGGGGAGUGCUGCGAGAGGUGGUCAAACACCCGACCGUGGAGUCCGUGGUGCAGUGCGAGAUCGAUGAGGAUGUGAUCCAGGUAUCUAAAAAAUACCUCCCAGGGAUGGCAGUGGGGUAUUCCAGUGCUAAGCUGACGUUGCAUGUGGGAGAUGGUUUUGAGUUCAUGAAACAAAAUCAAGAAGCCUUUGAUGUGAUUAUCACGGACUCGUCUGACCCCAUGGGUCCUGCAGAAAGUUUGUUCAAAGAAUCUUAUUACCAGCUGAUGAAGACGGCCCUGCGAGAAGAUGGGAUUCUCUGCUGCCAAGGUGAGUGCCAGUGGCUGCACCUGGAUCUCAUUAAGGAGAUGCGUCAGUUCUGCAAGUCUCUGUUCCCGGUUGUGGAAUAUGCCUAUUGCACCAUCCCCACGUAUCCCAGCGGGCAGAUUGGCUUCAUGCUCUGCAGCAAGAACCCGAACACAAAUUUCCGGGAGCCUGUGCAGCAGCUCUCGCAGCAGCAAGUAGAGGAGAGGAGUCUGAAAUACUACAACUCUGAUAUUCACCGGGCAGCAUUCAUUCUGCCAGAGUUUGCACGGAAGGCCCUGAGUGAUGUGUGAGACCCAGACGCCGCUUCCUUCCUCCAAGUUGGACUCUGAGAUCAUCAGUGAUGUGGCUGGGAUCUUCUCAGCAGACUGCAGAUUUGCUCUCCACUGUGUGGGAUUGUUUAACCCUUGGCCAGCCAACAUUCCCUCUGAUGUGUUAAAGAUGAUGGGGCAUAAGCCAGAUAAGACUAUUGAAAAGGUCAAGUGACUUAUUGUGUGAGGUCAAAACUGUUCUUUCCAGUGCUGGAAAUGUAAGAUGUCUUUUUCCUUCCUCUCCUCCCUGCACCGGUUCUAAA
This is a messenger RNA of Cinclus cinclus, 1166 nucleotides long. It is a transcript of the gene SRM, whose product is annotated as spermidine synthase. Gene Ontology annotation, biological process: spermidine biosynthetic process. The transcript is spliced from 8 exons. NCBI's taxonomy places the organism in Eukaryota, Metazoa, Chordata, Aves, Passeriformes, Cinclidae. Gene Ontology annotation, molecular function: spermidine synthase activity. The record is from RefSeq and is a predicted model, not a curated record. The coding region runs from base 1 to 885 and encodes 294 amino acids. Gene Ontology annotation, cellular component: cytosol.